This is a messenger RNA of Debaryomyces fabryi, 3090 nucleotides long. RefSeq lists its product as uncharacterized. Lineage: Eukaryota; Fungi; Ascomycota; Pichiomycetes; Serinales; Debaryomycetaceae. The annotation marks the transcript as partial. Gene Ontology annotation, molecular function: identical protein binding; cytoskeletal protein binding; ubiquitin binding. The transcript has 2 exons. The record is from RefSeq and is a predicted model, not a curated record.
AUGCUGUCAUUAUAUAUAGGUGUCUACAGGGCAUUGUACGAUUAUGUGGCCCAGUCUGAUGAAGAACUUAACAUUAGUGCUGAUGACUUGUUAUACUUACUAGAAAAGUCGGAAGUAGACGACUGGUGGAAAGUUAAGAAGAGGGUAGUCCCAGUUGGCGAUGAAGAAGUAGAUGAGCCAGUUGGAUUGGUUCCAUCAAACUACAUUGAAGAGGCCCCUAUUGUUGAGAGAGCUACAUCAUUAUACGACUAUGACAAGCAAACGGAGGAAGAAAUUUCUUUCAGAGAAGGUGAUAGGUUUAAUGUAUUUGACAUGAAUGAUCCGGAUUGGUUUUUAGUGGGAGAUGCUCAAACUAAUCAACUAUUUGGGUACGUUCCGGCAAAUUACCUCGAAGUUGGUGACCAACAACUGCAACAACAGCAAAUCCCUGCCCAAUUACAGACUCCUACCCAAGGUCAGAAUGCUCCAGGUAUGCCUUUGGCUAGCUUUGCACCACCUCCACUUCACCGUGACAGAGGUAUGUCUGCAUCUCCACAAUCACAACCACAAUUUCAACCGCCCCCAAUGCAUCCAUCUCAAGUUCACAACGAGCCUGAAUCCACGGAACAUGAAGGGGGUGAACAUCAAGAAGAAGAGGUUCUUGGCAAUGAUAGUGAUGAAGAUGAUGCCCCACCUCCUCCAAUGCCAUCUAGACCUUUAAAUGAAACCCCGGUCAGAGAAAAUAAACCACUUCCCACACUGUAUGGCCAAGAAAAUGAAGAGGACAUUAAUGAUAAUACAGAACAUAAAUUUGAUGGGGAAUAUUUUACUUGGUAUAUUGAUGAAGUUGAUGGACGUAAAAAAAGGUCUGUCAUAUUUUCUAUUGGUCAAGGAAAUGUAAUUUUAAAACCAAAUACAAACAAUCCUAAGAAGCUCAAGCUAAAGUCUGCAUCUUCGCUCGAUCAACAGUGGAAAAUCAAGGAUUUAACUGAUUUCAGUCAUGAGAAAAAGCACUUGUUUUUGGAAUUUAAGAAUCCAAGUGCUUCCAUUGAAUUGCACACCGGAUCCAAAGAUGUAGCCGAAGCAAUUAUGUCUAUUUUAGGAGAUUUAAAGGGUGCUGAAAAUGCAAAAGGGUUACGAGAAGUUGCAAAGGCUUCCCAAGCUUCGACGGGAGGAUCGAAUAGGAAGAUCGGUAGACUUAUGUACGAUUUUGAAGCACAAGGAUCUGAUGAAUUGAUGAGUAAAGAAGGUGACGAAGUCUAUAUUAUUAAUGAAACUAAAUCUAAGGAUUGGUGGAUGUGUGAAAACAUUGAAACUAAAAGACAAGGUGUUAUUCCAUCGUCAUAUAUUGAAAUUGUUGGAACCUCAAACUUAGAAAAAUUAACAGAAGGUCCUCAAAGACUGAAAUCUACUAGAAGUACUAGAUCUUCUAGGGGUAGGGUCGUUCCAAGUGAUGAUCAAGGACACAGAAAAAGUAAGAAUCACCAUCGUAGUAGAGAAGAACGUAACAAAAUCAGAGAACAUGACCGUGUGCAAAGAGACAAAUCAAGCCAUGGAGAAUCAAGUGAUAAAUCAAUGCCUAAUUACCAUAGAGUUAGAACAUGGAUUGAUAGUUCUGGUUCAUUUAAGGUUGAAGCUGAAUUCUUGGGAUGUGUUGAAGGCAAGAUUCACUUGCAUAAAACCAAUGGCGUUAAGAUUGCAGUUGCGGCUGCUAAAUUAUCUCUUGAGGAUUUAGAAUAUGUGGAAAAAAUUACUGGAACAUCUUUAGAGUCAUAUAAACAAGAAGUUACAAAGCAAAAUGUGAAAAGAACCAAGUCUCAGAAAGCUGGUGUUACUCAAUCUCAAUCAGCUACUUCGGCUAUUAAUGAUAUUGCCCCACCUCAACCCACAAGACCUAAAACGACAACUGCUCUUUCAACUAGUGAACCAGAAUAUGAUUGGUUUGAAUUUUUCCUUUCUUGUGGUGUCGAUCUUGGUAAUUGUCAACGUUAUACACUUAAUUUCAAUAGAGAACAAAUGGAUGAAAACAUUUUAGCGGAUAUUAAUCCUUCAUUAUUACGUACGUUAGGUUUAAGGGAAGGUGACAUUUUGAGGGUCAUGAAAUUUUUAGACAACAAGUUUGAUAGAAAGAAAUCAACUGUCGAAGAGCCAAAUGCUCCAGCAGGUGGCUUAUUCACUGAACCAACUGGUGCUUUGAAAAAUAACAACUCAGCAGCAGAAGUUCACAAGGUGGAUCCUAAGGCAUUACCAUCUCCUCUGAGGUCUGAGGAACAGAUAGGUGCACAAGAAGCACAAUCUAACAAAUUUGAAGAUGACGCAUGGGCAGUUAAACCAGCAGCUAGAUCUAGUGAAGACGUAUCAAAACUUCCAGCUUCUACUUCUUCUCCUGCUACUCCUGCUGCUCCUCAGCAACCACAAUACACAGGUGCAUUGCAGGAUUUGGUUAAUAUCAAACCUUUAGAACUGAAUAAUAAGAUACCGCCACCUGCUACUCAACAAGAUCAAAAGCCAUCUGCGCCAACGUUAACUCCGGUUAAGACUGGAAAUGGUGUGUCAUCGCAACCUACUAAUGGACAAGUGACCGCUCAACGUACUGGUGGUUUGGUCCCUGUUCAACGUACUGGUGGUCUCGUUCCAGUUCAACAAACUGGUGGCCUUAUUCCUGUUCAGCCAACGGGAUUUAUGCCAAUUACUGCUCAGCCAACAGGAUUCAUUCCAAUUCAAGCAACAGGUGUUUUGCAACCUCAACUCACUUUUGGGAUUGUUCCAUUGCAAACUGGGGCUACCACAUUUACAGGACAAGCAACUGGUCAACAACAAAAAACAGGCAACAACAUUCCACAAACUACUUUUGGCCAACCCACAUUCCAACCAUUGCAAACAGGUAAUGUGACACUUCCUCAGACCACAUUUGGACAAGCACCAAUGAUGACAGGUCAAGUUACUGGUGGUAUGCCACCUACAUCAUUCGGAGGCCAACCAUUAUCUAUGCAAAGGACUGGACCUUUGGUUCCGGCUCAAAGAACUGGUGGCCAGGUUACCGGAGGCAUGAUGCCGCAAACAAGUUUUGGCCAAUCCAACUCAGUUAUGAUGCCACAAACUUCAUUUGGU